UGAUCCUUUUAAUGUAAAACAAAAUUUUAUAAAGAUAAUUUUAUUCAAAAAUGUUUGGGAUCCCUUUUUUUAGGAAUUUCAUGACCCCGAAUUUAAUCUUGGCCCUUGAUGUAUGUGUGGACCUCACAUUAUGAGUGGUUGAGAUGAGAGUAGGGAUCGUAGGGGUUAUAUGUUUGUGAAGUCUCAAUAACAAUUGAAUUUUGUUUACAAAAUUGACAUUGCCACCUCAUGAGCUGUUUCCACACAAUUUCACUGCCAACAACUCUUCAAUUAUGCCGAGGAAAGGAAAUUACAGUGAACUUCCUCAUAAAACUAACGCUCCGCGUUCCAGGUCUAUCACAGCAAGCUACCUCAGUCCCAAGUUUCCGUUACUAUACUAUAAAAUCAUCUCUACAGCUUAGAUUAUAGUUUCAUAGCUUCUUCUUCUUCUUCAUCAACCAUGCCUCUGCAAUCUCGAAAAUCCAGCGAUACCAUCAUGUUUCUCGACAAAGCUCACUCAGUUCAAAAAACCAACAAGCGAUUGCGAAAGACCUUCAGAGUCAUCUAUUUUGUUGUUUCUUUGGCCAAGAAAGUCAUUGCCAAUGGAAAGAACACCCAAUUCCUUCCGAGGUUCUCGCCCAGCCCAUCUUACGUUGCAAUUGAUAUUCAAGCCAUUGAUGAUGUUGAUGACAAUCACGAUCACGUAUGCUUAUUUGAUAUUGAUCAGAAAGCACUCUCCGAGAUGGUGAGAGAGAAGAACUUUAACAGUCUCUGUCAAUAUGGAGGGGUAAAAGAGGUUGCGGCAAUUCUUGAAACCGACAUGAAUGUUGGUAUCACUGCCAAGGAGAGUGAUAUUAAGCACAGAAUCGAUGUGUUUGGUUCGAACACGUACGAGAAACCACCAGCAAAGAGCUUUCUCAGUUUUGUCUUUGAAGCAUUCAAAGACACCACCAUCAUUAUACUUCUGGUAUGUGCGGUGUUCUCUCUCGGGUUCGGAAUCAAACAGCACGGUCCCACAGAAGGGUGGUACGAUGGGGGGAGCAUUAUCGUUGCUGUCAUUCUAGUCGUGGUGGUUUCUGCCAUCAGUAACUUCAAGCAGAGCAGACAGUUUGACAAGCUUUCCGAUGAGAGCAGUAACCUGAUGAAAGUGGGAGUGGUGAGAAAAGGCCACAGACAACCCAUAUCGAUUUUUGAAGUCGUAGUGGGUGACAUUGUGUGUCUAAAGAUUGGUGAUCAAGUUCCGGCAGACGGGUUGUUCUUGGAUGGACACUCAUUGAAAGUGGAUGAAUCAAGCAUGACAGGGGAGAGUGAUUACGUCGAAGUAAAUGAAACCGAUAAUCCAUUCUUGCUCUCCGGUACCAAGGUGACAGAUGGGUACGGUCACAUGCUUGUUACUUCGGUAGGCUUGAAUACAGCAUGGGGUGUAAUGAUGAGCUCGAUAAGCCGUGACUCAGAUGAGCAAACACCAUUACAAGCUCGGCUUAACAAACUGACAUCUUAUAUCGGAAAGGUCGGUUUACUGGUGGCUUUCCUUGUUCUCGUAGUUUUGCUCAUCCGGUACUUCACAGGAAACACUGAAGAUAAGCACGGGAACCAAGAAUUCAACUACGGCAAGACUAAAGCGAAUGAUGUCAUGAAUGCCGUUGUGCGGAUUGUUGCUGCGGCAGUUACGAUUGUUGUGGUGGCGAUCCCAGAAGGUUUGCCUUUGGCUGUGACUCUAACUUUGGCUUAUUCAAUGAAGAGGAUGAUGGUUGAGAAUUCCAUGGUUCGGAAACUCUCUGCUUGCGAGACAAUGGGUUCGGCCACCACUAUCUGCACAGACAAAACCGGCACACUUACAUUAAACCAGAUGAAGGUAACAGAAUUUUGGCUUGGAAAAGAGGUAAUGACAGACAAAGCAUCAUUAAAAAUAGCCCCUAAUGUUCUUGAAAUGCUACAUGAAGGUGUCGGUUUAAAUACAACUGGCGAAGUCUAUAGACAGUUAUCCACAUCAAUACCUGAAAUUUCUGGAAGCCCUACUGAGUCAGCAAUCCUCUCCUGGGUCGUGUUUGAUUUGGCUAUGGAUAUUGAUGAGCUGAAGCAAGGUCAUAAAAUUCUUCAAGUAGAAGCUUUCAACUCAGAGAAGAAACGAAGUGGGGUUUUGACGAGGAUGAAUGGAAAAAAAAUUCACGCGCAUUGGAAAGGGGCUGCGGAGAUGAUUCUGUCAAUGUGCUCAAAUUAUUACACCAAAAAUGGGAAUAUUAUACCCAUGAAUGAUGAAGAAAGAACACAGUUUGAAAUGAUUAUUAAAGAUAUGGCAGCUAAAAGCUUGCGAUGCAUCGCCUUUGGUUACAAAGAAGUUACAGAUGAAAGUGUAGAGGUCAGCAGAAAGAUUGAAGAAACUGGACUUACCUUGUUAGGGCUUGUCGGUUUAAAGGACCCUAGUCGACCAGGUGUCAGGGCAGCAGUACAAGCUUGCAGAGAUGCCGGAGUUGAUGUUAAAAUGAUUACGGGAGACAACAUCUUCACUGCAAAAGCUAUAGCAAUCGAAUCUGGGAUUGUCAAACCCAAUGAGGAUUUGAACAAUGCAGUGGUCGAAGGAGUGACAUUCAGAAAUUACUCGGACGAAGAGAGAAUGGAAAAGAUAAACACAAUCCGCGUAAUGGCUAGAUCGUCCCCAUCUGACAAGCUUCUGAUGGUAAAGUGCUUGAAGCGGAAAGGACAUGUGGUAGCGGUCACAGGGGAUGGAACAAACGAUGCACCUGCACUGAAAGAAGCAGACAUCGGACUUUCAAUGGGAAUUCAAGGCACAGAAGUGGCGAAACAGAGCUCGGAUAUAGUCAUCUUAGACGACAAUUUUACCUCGGUGGUGACAGUUUUGAAGUGGGGUCGGUGCGUAUACAACAACAUUCAAAAGUUCAUCCAAUUUCAACUCACUGUCAACGUGGCUGCCCUUGUCAUCAACUUCGUCGCAGCAAUAUCGUCUGGUGAAGUUCCGCUAACAGCAGUCCAGCUACUGUGGGUGAACCUCAUAAUGGAUACUUUGGGGGCCUUAGCACUAGCCACCGAGCAACCAACUAAUGAUCUAAUGACAAAGCAACCCGUGGGUCGAACUGAACCACUUAUAACAAAGAUCAUGUGGAGGAACCUCAUUGUUCAGGCCUUGUAUCAAAUAACUGUUUUGCUGAUCCUAGAGUUCAAGGGAAGCACAAUCUUUGGCGUGAACAAGAACGUCAAGGACACACUCGUGUUCAAUAGUUUCGUCCUGUGCCAAGUUUUUAACGAGUUCAAUGCAAGGAAGAUGGAGGAGAAGAAUAUAUUUAAGGGGAUAGUUAAGAACAAACUUUUUCUAGGCAUUAUUGGGAUGACAGUAGUCCUUCAAGUGGUCAUGGUGGAGUUUCUAAAGAAAUUUGCCGAUACUGAGAGUCUGAAUUGGGGGCAAUGGGUCGCGUGCAUUGUGAUUGCUGCAAUGUCUUGGCCAAUAGGUUGGCUUGUCAAGUUCAUUCCAGUAUCAAGUAAACAGUUUCUCAGCCUUCCCACACAAUAGAUCUUCUGUGACAUAAAACAAAUCAGGUAUCAUAUUAGAGGUUUGCAAACCUUCAGUUCUUGUAAAUAUUGAUAAACUACAAGGGCCCAUAGCUUUGGGUCUUAAAUAAAAG
Camellia sinensis is the source of this 3617-nucleotide messenger RNA. The record is from RefSeq and is a predicted model, not a curated record. Lineage: Eukaryota; Viridiplantae; Streptophyta; Magnoliopsida; Ericales; Theaceae.